This is a messenger RNA of Mastomys coucha (southern multimammate mouse), 1308 nucleotides long. Its product is annotated as glutathione S-transferase omega-2. Gene Ontology annotation, molecular function: glutathione dehydrogenase (ascorbate) activity; glutathione transferase activity. The coding region runs from base 438 to 1184 and encodes 248 amino acids. Gene Ontology annotation, biological process: glutathione metabolic process; L-ascorbic acid metabolic process. The record is from RefSeq and is a predicted model, not a curated record. Gene Ontology annotation, cellular component: cytoplasm. Lineage: Eukaryota; Metazoa; Chordata; Mammalia; Rodentia; Muridae. The transcript is spliced from 8 exons.
GGCUCGCGCAGGGCUCGGUGGCCAAUUGCGGGGCAGGACCGUGCGAGAAGGGGCAGGCCCGCCUCCGCGUCCGCCGCCCGGCGACCCAACUCCGGGUUGGAGCCGUACCCGCCCAAGGUUGCUCUGAGAUGCGAUUUCUGCCACCGCCACUGGGUGGUUCGGCCUGACCUGCGUCCUAUCGGAAGGGAAGAGGAUUUUGAGAACCUGGAUGCAUUCUCCUCAGUGCUUACCUGCUUUAUGUGAAAGGUGAAUGAAAGACAAGAAAUAAAAAGAGUGCCGUUGACUGUUGAGAAAUUCAGUUUGGGUCUGGAGGGAGCACAGCUAGCAGUACCCGGAGCCGGCAGCCGCGGAGGCCCACGAGGCGAGUCGAGGCGAGGCAAGGCGUGGCGAGGCGGCGACAGUGAGCUUUUGGGUACUGCAUAGACACCUGGAGAUUGAUGUCUGGGGAUUCGACAAGAUGCUUGGGAAAAGGAAGCUGUCCCCCAGGGCCAGUCCCUGAGGGUGUGAUCCGAGUCUACAGCAUGAGGUUCUGCCCCUACUCGCACAGGACACGCCUGGUCCUCAAGGCCAAAGGCAUCAGGCAUGAAGUCAUCAACAUUAACCUGAAAAACAAGCCUGAUUGGUACUAUACCAAACAUCCUUUUGGCCAAAUUCCUGUCUUGGAGAACAGCCAAUGUCAGCUGGUCUAUGAAUCUGUCAUUGCUUGCGAGUACCUGGAUGACGUCUACCCAGGAAGAAAACUGUUUCCAUACGACCCGUAUGAACGAGCUCGGCAGAAGAUGUUAUUGGAGCUCUUCUGUAAGAUCCCACAUUUAACCAAGGAGUGUCUGGUAGCGCUGAGAUUCGGAAGAGACUGUACGGAUCUGAAGGUCGCCCUGCGCCAGGAGUUGUGCAACAUGGAAGAGAUUCUUGAAUACCAGAACACUACCUUCUUCGGUGGAGACUGUAUAUCCAUGAUUGAUUACCUGGUCUGGCCCUGGUUUGAGCGCCUGGAUGUGUACGGACUAGCUGACUGUGUGAAUCACACCCCGAUGCUACGGCUCUGGAUAGCCUCCAUGAAGCAGGACCCCGCCGUAUGUGCUCUGCACAUUGAUAAGAGCAUUUUCCUGGGCUUCCUGAAUCUCUAUUUCCAGAACAACCCUUGUGCUUUUGAUUAUGGGCUGUGUGGCCCAAUCGUACAGUAAUCCAGGCAUUGCCCAGGGGUUUCGUCAUUCUGACUCUGCAUCAUAGGUCAUCUUGGGGGUCAGUGGAUUUGUUCUUUUUUUUUUCCGGUUCCUAAUAAAUAUGGACAUGUAAAAUAUAGUCUAA